UUGGCAACACCGAGCUCAAAUCAAAAUCAGCUGUGAAGUGUGAACAUCGGUGUUCAGUAUGGCCGCAAAAUUAAACUCUGUGAAAUAAAAUUUGUAUUUUUAAAUAUCAGGCCAUAUUCUUAACAAAAAUUCCAAUAGCUAACAAAUAAAACUAAAUUGGUCGUAGUUUCGUUCGCCAAUCAUAAUAUCGGUGUUGUUGAUUAAAAGUGUUGCGUCAUGACAGAAUAGACCUCUCACUGACAAACAAAUACAAUAAAGUCGCAAAGCGAACGGAUUAUCUCGUGAUAGCGGGCUGCACUACUGUCGGGUGGUUCGCGUCGGGCGGGUACAUCGCUCGUAUGCCCCGAAGCUGCUGAGACCUCACAAUGAGCAGCGUCAGACUGAGCUUCGUGUCCGUGGGCAGGAUCGCCGCGAGGAGAGGGUCGCAGUUCACGUCGGGUGGAGCACAGACAUGCCGCGCGCUGCGGCGCUCCGGGCCGCGCGGGAUCAGCACGUGCGCGGUGCUGUGCAAGAGCCCGCCGGAGCAGCCGCCGCACCCGGCUAAGGACGGCGCCGGCGCAGGCGCAUCAGGCGGCACGGGCGGGAAGUCCGGUGUGCUCACGUGCCCGAAAUGCGGGGAUCCGUGCACACACGUCGAGACCUUCGUCAGCUCGACGCGCUUCGUCAAGUGCGACAAGUGCCACCACUUCUUCGUCGUGCUGAGCGAGGUCGACACCAAGAAGAGUAUCAAGGACGGCGCCGAGACCAAGUCUGGAUUCUACAGAAAACCUCCGCCGCCGCCCAAGAAGAUAUUCGAGUACCUCAACAAGCACGUGGUCGGUCAGGAGCACGCGAAGAAAGUGCUCUCCGUGGCCGUGUACAACCACUACAAGAGGAUAUAUAACAACGUCACCGGCGCCGCGCCCGACGCCGCUGCGCAAGCGCACAGAGAUCUCCUGCACCUGAGCCACAGCGGGAAUGGCGGAGGUGGAGGUGGGGCGGAGGUGCUGGAGCGGCAGCACCAUGAGCUGCGACUCGACAAGAGCAACAUCCUGCUGCUGGGACCCACUGGCAGCGGUAAGACGCUGCUCGCUCAGACGAUAGCGCAGUGCCUGGACGUGCCGUUCGCGAUCUGCGACUGCACGACGCUGACGCAGGCGGGCUACGUCGGCGAGGACAUUGAGAGCGUCAUCGCCAAGCUGCUGCAGGACGCCAACUUCAAUGUGGAGCGCGCGCAGACUGGCAUCGUGUUCCUGGACGAGGUGGACAAGAUUGGCGCCGUGCCCGGCAUACACCAGCUCAGAGACGUCGGAGGCGAGGGCGUCCAGCAGGGCAUGCUGAAGAUGCUCGAGGGUGCGGUGGUGUCGGUGCCGGAGCGCAACUCGCGCAAGCUCCGCGGCGACGCCGUACAGGUCGACACCACCAACAUACUGUUCGUCGCCAGCGGCGCCUAUAACGGUCUCGACAGGUUGAUCCAACGGCGCAACAACGAGAAGUACCUCGGUUUCGGCGCCGCAGGCGCGUGGGUGGGAGGAGGCCGGCGCGCCGCGUCCGCCGCCGCCGCCGCCGACGCGUCCCCGACCGACAGCGAGCGCGACGAGCACCUCGAGCGCGACCAUUGGCUGCGGAAAGUGCAGGCGCGCGACCUCAUCGACUUCGGCAUGAUACCGGAGUUUGUAGGUCGGUUCCCUGUGCUGGUGCCGUUCCACAGCCUCAACGAGGACCUGCUCGUCCGGAUACUCACUGAGCCCAAAAACGCGCUGGUGGCACAAUACAAGCUGCUGUUCGCGAUGGACAAGUGCGAGCUGUCGUUCAGCGACGAGGCGCUCACCGCCGUCGCCGCGCUCGCCAUGGAGCGCAAGACCGGCGCCCGCGGCCUGAGGGCUAUCAUGGAGAACCUGCUACUGGAGGUGAUGUUCGAGGUGCCGGGGUCGGACGUGCGCGGCGUGCACGUGCACGAGGGCUGCGUGCGGCGCGGCGAGCCGCCCGCGCUGCGCCGCCGCCAGCCCGACCGCCAGCACUGGCCCUCCGUGCGCGCCACCAACUGAACAACGCCGAAGUAUCUCCAUCCAUCCGACAAGCGGCAGAGUGAAGUGCUGUGGGGACACCCCACGACACGACCAGAACGCGCUCAACUGACGGAGAUUAUACACAGUAACACCCGAGUAUAAGAACAUGUAAUAUAGCCAGAGUUUCCAUACUACAUAUAGACGACCGCCCGCGACGCUGGCCGGACAGUAAAGUUAAACGCCUGAGUGGGGGCGGCUCAGCUAGCGUAAGAAAUCCGUUCAAACGUAACCUAAGCUCAUACGAUUACGGGGCGAGCCGAAAUGUAAAUUAUUAUUAAUAAUUUAAUGUUUUGUACGUGGCGACCCCCGUCCUGUCAUCUCAUUUUAGUCAUUAAUUUUUUCUGUAAAAAGUUUGACGAAUUGCAAUAACGAGGCAUUUAUGGAAGCCAGUUUAUCGGCAAUUUAUUUUUACGAAAUUAAAAAAUAUAUAUAAAAAAUACAUGGACCUAGUCCACUGAUCUUACUCGUAGUUCCUUUGAAAAAAGUAAAAUUAAUGUUAACGCUACCGCAACAUGUGUGAUGUAAAUUACUGUAAAUAAUUAUAGAGAAGUAAUAUAUUUAAGGUUCACUAGGUAAGGUUUUUCGCCUAAAUAAAUUAGAUUUUUUCGGCUGGCAAUACUGAACCUGAAAUUGACGUUUUAUUUUUAUGGUUAUAAUUUUAUUUUUUAUUAAUAUCUAAAUGGGGCGCUGCGACUGCGACGAGUCGACCUCACACGCGCUGCCGUCGACGGAACUGCGGUCGCUGCGCUCGCGUAGGAUAAGCCUAUUUUCGAAAUAAAAUAAAAAGAAAAUAAUU
Messenger RNA from Aricia agestis (brown argus), 2844 nucleotides. It is a transcript of the gene ClpX, whose product is annotated as ATP-dependent Clp protease ATP-binding subunit clpX-like, mitochondrial. Gene Ontology annotation, biological process: protein catabolic process; proteolysis; protein folding. The coding region runs from base 366 to 2027 and encodes 553 amino acids. Lineage: Eukaryota; Metazoa; Arthropoda; Insecta; Lepidoptera; Lycaenidae. Gene Ontology annotation, molecular function: zinc ion binding; ATP binding; ATP hydrolysis activity. The record is from RefSeq and is a predicted model, not a curated record. The transcript is spliced from 13 exons. Gene Ontology annotation, cellular component: mitochondrial matrix.